ACUGUUCAGCGUUCUUAUUAUUUUUUCAUUAAUUUCUAAUACCUUAUACCGAUUCAAAAUGGUUUUCUUUAAGCUGUAUUUAUUAACGCUUACAUGUAUAGUAAUAGCAGUUUGGGUUAUGCCUGUAUCUGCUACACUGGAUGUAAAUUCAUUACGAAAUGAUUGCGAAGCGAUUUUAAUUUCCUGUGGAUUUACAAAUGAAAUAAAUGACUCAACACAUACUGAAAUAACAGGAAUGAAAUAUUCAGCAACUAUAAAUGCCCUUACCAAGGAGGAAAAUACCGGUACCAAUUUGCACCGUCAAAUGGAAAAUUUUGUGAAAAAUACAGGCGAAAACGGUUUUCGUGGAAAAAAUGGUCCACAAGUAAAUUGAAUCAAUUUAUAAAAAGAAUAGCAACAAAUUUAUCAAUAAAAUACCAAGAAUUUUAUUACAGAAAAAACCUCAAUGAAUUUGUAACAAAUGAUCCCAAAAGACCGGUUACUUUUUUUUGUGAUGAUUUUAUCAAAAAUGAAGACGAAAAAAUUGCAACUAUUACGAACUUGUUUAAACAUGAUUAAAUAUUUUAUUUACUCGUUUGAAGAUAAAUAUAAAUUAAACUAUAUAAUACAAUUACAUAUUAUAUUUUAUAUAGCAUUAUAAUACAUACUAUACUUUAAUAAUUCAUAUUAAAAUAAAUUCGAUGUUUUCGACAAAAAUAAAUUAUAAAUUAAUAUUAUAUUAUAUAUUAUUAUACUAAUACAUACUAAAUAAGAAUAUUUUUUCUAUCUCUA
Molecule: messenger RNA, 771 nt
Organism: Acyrthosiphon pisum (pea aphid)
Lineage: Eukaryota; Metazoa; Arthropoda; Insecta; Hemiptera; Aphididae
Source: RefSeq, marked predicted